UCGUCAGCCAAAACAGAAUCUGCUUCUACUUUUACUGUAAAAGAUCAAAACAGCAACAACUGAAACAAAAUUCCUUCAAGAGAAAAGAUUCAGAGAAAAACAAAAUUCCUUCGAGAAAACAGAGAAAAAGAUUCAGUUUCAGGAGUGAUGGCUAAUCACAACAAGAUCAUGGGAAAACUACAACUACCAGCAGGGUAUAAGUUUAUCCCAAAGGAUGAACAACUGAUACGACAUUACUUACUACCUAAAGUUGAAGGGCGGAGUUUGAAUUGUUACGAUUUCAUAUUCGAUGUGAAUAACAUUUAUGACUACAAAGAUCCUUCUGAGUUAUUUGAUGAGAUAUUACAAAACAGUAAUGGUCAAUAUACGAGUAAUGGUGAAAGCGGUGAUCAAAUUCUUUAUUUCUUUUCAACAUUAAAGCCACUUGCAAAGGCUGCUUCUGGAAGAAAUAAGCAAAGAGCUGUAGAAAAUGGUACAUGGUCUGGAAAAGCACAUCCUGUGAAGAUUUUCUCUCCCGGCACUGAAAAUGUUAUAGGAUAUAGAAAAGAUUUUUCUUUUGAAUGGAAAGACAAUCCGGUUACUGAUGCGAAAAGAAGAAAGACUGAUUCUUCAGCAUCUGGAAGGUGGCUUAUGAACGAGUAUUCACUUCUUGAUUCUUUUUACCAAGAUAACAACAAGAAGGAGUAUGUACUCUGUCGUAUAAAACAGAUUAAAAGAGGCAAAAGAAGUUUUGAGAGUACUGCGCCACAACUCCAACCACAGUCAGUACCAUCACCACCAGUACCGGUACCAGUACAGUCCUCAUCACUACCAGCAACGUCCGUAUAUGAAAUAGGGUCAUCAUCGUCAACACAAUCAUCCGUCUAUGAAGUAGGGUCGUCACCAUCAGCACCGUCAUCAGUAAAUAUGGUACCCCUGAUUCUCAUGAGUGGGAUUCCCUGUGACAUGAAUGGGUUCUACUACUACUCAGCAAAUAUGGAACCCCUGAUUUUCUGUGACAUGAAUGGGUUCAACUACUCAUCAGCAAACAUAGCAAUUAGUCAGCCUGAGGAAGAGAGGUCUGGCGAUGAUAACCUACAGUCAGUGGCGCCAACUACUAUGCCAUUCUCAUCAACUUGACAAAGAAUGGUCUAAUGAUCAUAACCAACUUGCUAUAGCUGCUACUAGUGCUGCUGCUGCUGAUGAAGAAAAAUCACUGACGCCAAUUAGUUCACAUCUUGUCAUCUCAACCUGAUAUGCUACACAGCUAGCCGAGCAACUGUCACAGCUGGCUGCACAUAGGUAAUAUUGAUUUACUGUUGCCUGCAACAAAAACAUUGAACGAUGUACAUUCUGACACUUAGACGAUCUGUAUGUAUAAUCAGCCCUUGUUAUUCAGCUUAGUUAGAGUAAAACGAUUAAUCAAAACCCAAAUCGUUAUCUUGUCUCUUGGCAACUCUUUGUGACUAAUUUAGCUUUGUUAUUUGAAGUUGCUUAA
Papaver somniferum (opium poppy) is the source of this 1477-nucleotide messenger RNA. RefSeq names its product protein CUP-SHAPED COTYLEDON 2-like. The coding region runs from base 148 to 1119 and encodes 323 amino acids. Lineage: Eukaryota; Viridiplantae; Streptophyta; Magnoliopsida; Ranunculales; Papaveraceae. Gene Ontology annotation, molecular function: DNA binding. The transcript has 3 exons. The record is from RefSeq and is a predicted model, not a curated record. Gene Ontology annotation, biological process: regulation of DNA-templated transcription.